Daphnia pulex (common water flea) is the source of this 1544-nucleotide messenger RNA. Its product is annotated as galanin-like G-protein coupled receptor npr-9. Gene Ontology annotation, cellular component: membrane. Bases 361 to 1440 code for a protein of 359 amino acids. The transcript has 6 exons. Gene Ontology annotation, molecular function: G protein-coupled receptor activity. Gene Ontology annotation, biological process: G protein-coupled adenosine receptor signaling pathway; adenylate cyclase-activating G protein-coupled receptor signaling pathway. Lineage: Eukaryota; Metazoa; Arthropoda; Branchiopoda; Diplostraca; Daphniidae. The record is from RefSeq and is a predicted model, not a curated record.
CAACAUUCCAUUUGGAUUAGAGAAACUACCGAUGCCGGCCGGGUUACGUAACUCUUCUUCCCCUGUUAUUUACAUGUCCUAGUGUACCCACCCAUAUGUGUGUGUGUGGGUGUAUUCACCGAGGACACCCUUUUUCCUAUUCCGCCUGGUGGAUUCAAUUUAUGGAUGGAGCACUUGGCCCGGCCUUAUUUCCCUGCCUUAAAGUCGGAUCGGUGCGCAUCCCAUCCGGACUUAUAUCCAACCGGACGGGAGCCCAGUUGAGGUUCAGUACCGCGUUUGCCGCGACGCCAUGGAGAACUUGCCCAGUCGAGUGCUUCCGAUUUUAUUCCGCAUUCAAAUCAUUUGAAGAAAUCAUGAGAAAUGGAUAGCAUCGCCAACUGUUCCAAUUAUUCUGCCCAGUUCGAUCCUACUGUGACUCCAGUGACGCUCAGCCGGGUGGAGACGAUCGUUCAUUUGAUUUGCCUCUCCCAGGGCAUUCCUAUUAACCUGUUGAUUGGCGUCGUGAUCGCCCGCAACCGCCGCCUCCACAAUCCGCGCAACACUUUCUGGCUGGGCAUCAUCGUCCUCAAUUUGUUGACCAUUUUCAUGGCCGUUCUCAAACUUUUGGUCGUUCACGUCGACGAUCCGGCCCAUUUCACCUGUCUGCUCUUCUCCUUCAUGACGGGCAAACCCUACACUAUUCUACUCUUCAUCAUGCUCCUGGCCAUCUUAGAUCGUUACGUUGCUAUUACGUACCCGCUGUAUCACCGGGAGCACGUCACCGUCCGGCUGGUCGUUUUCGUUCAAAUUGGAAUUUUCCUGGCCGUCUUCUUUCUCCUAUCGAUGCCGUUCAUCUUCAACUGGAUUCCACUGCGGUGCGGAUUCAAUUUGAUGAUGGGCAAGUGGACCAUGUUUGUGCGGUCGAUCCUGGUGACGCUGUGCAUCACCGCCCAGGUGAAAGUCUACCUGGUCACUCGACGAUACCUGAGACAGGCGGAAGUCCGUCCGCUGCCCAUUCCACUCCAGCAGAUGGUCAUCACGCCCGCAAACAAUGGAGAAGAGUCGCUGCGUCCGGCUUCCGCCACGGCGGAAGAAUCUUCCAGCUCCUUGUCGGCGGUGGCCAACACCAACAAGAACGCCCCGUUCUUCGUCCACCGCCGGAAUAAAACCGUCAGCAAACUGGAACUGGAGGCCAGUUUGACUCUUCUCGUCGGAGUCUCUACAUUGUGCAUCAUCACCGCGCCCAUGUUUAUCGUCUGCUUCGCUCUUUCCAUCUGUCAACAAGUGGGCGGAGAAUGCGCCGGAUUGGCCUACAUGGCUCCGUACGUCAGACAAUCGGCCCUGAUCCACGCAGUUUACGGGCCGCUCAUCUACAUGAUCCGCAGCCGGGAAUUCGCUUCCGCCGUCCGUAAAAUGCUGCGGCCCAACUCGGCCAGGCUGGACGACGUCAACUACUUUUGAUAAAUUACAUUGCGCAGCUAAAUUAUUUGUUGUAAAUAAUAUCCAGAUACUUUUGACAUGAAACUGAUUCAAUCUCAAAUACAUUUUGCUACAACUUGUACAUG